Sinocyclocheilus rhinocerous is the source of this 3177-nucleotide messenger RNA. Its product is annotated as kielin cysteine rich BMP regulator. The record is from RefSeq and is a predicted model, not a curated record. Gene Ontology annotation, molecular function: protein binding. NCBI's taxonomy places the organism in Eukaryota, Metazoa, Chordata, Actinopteri, Cypriniformes, Cyprinidae. Gene Ontology annotation, cellular component: extracellular region. Gene Ontology annotation, biological process: positive regulation of BMP signaling pathway. The coding region runs from base 12 to 3053 and encodes 1013 amino acids. The transcript is spliced from 21 exons.
GUGAUGCCUGCAUGUAUGAUGGCCGGGAGUAUCAGAACGGUCAGGAGUUUCCAGACCCCGCUGAUCGCUGCAGUCAUUGCGUGUGCAGGAAUGGUCAGGUGACCUGCAACAGGAGGCCAUGUCCAAACCCAGGAUGUAGUAACCCCAUCACCCAGCCGGGCCAGUGCUGUCCAGUGUGUGAUGCCUGCAUGUAUGAUGGCCGGGAGUAUCAGAACGGUCAGGAGUUUCCAGACCCCGCUGAUCGCUGCAGUCAUUGCGUGUGCAGGAAUGGUCAGGUGACCUGCAACAGGAGGCCAUGUCCAAACCCAGGAUGUAGUAACCCCAUCACCCGGCCGGGCCAGUGCUGUCCAGUGUGUGAUGCCUGCAUGUAUGAUGGCCGGGAGUAUCAGAACGGUCAGGAGUUUCCAGACCCCGCUGAUCGCUGCAGUCAUUGCGUGUGCAGGAAUGGUCAGGUGACCUGCAACAGGAGGCCAUGUCCAAACCCAGGAUGUAGUAACCCCAUCACCCGGCCGGGCCAGUGCUGUCCAGUGUGUGAUGGCUGUCAGUAUGAGGGAAGGGUUUAUGCCAGUGGUGAGUCAUUCCAGUCACCCACAGCACCAUGUGAGGAGUGCAGAUGUUCUAACAGCCGUGUGUAUUGCGAGAGGAAGCGGUGUCCUCAACAGUGCGCUCAUCCAGUGAGCAUGAGGGACUGCUGUCCCGUGUGUGACGGCUGUCUGUUUGAAGGGCAGAGGUACGGAAACACGCAGACGUUCUACGCCCCCUCAGACCCCUGCAAGCGCUGCGUGUGUCAGAGCGGCUCUGUUAUGUGCAGCCCGGUCAAUUGUCCCCCGGUUUCCUGCCAUAACCCCAUCAUCCCGCCGGGACAGUGCUGCCCACAGUGCAGAGCGUGUUUUCAGCAAGGUCGGGAGUAUUUAGAAGGACAGAGCUUGACCCUCCCCAAUGAGCCCUGCAUCAAAUGCACCUGUGUGAACGGUGAGGUGAACUGUGUGGGUCCAGACUGUCCUAAACUGACCUGCAUGCAUCAGGUCACUGAUCCCGGCUCCUGCUGUCCCCGCUGCAGAGGCUGUAUUUAUGAUGACGUUGAGCACCUUGAAGGCAGUACCUGGUUUGCAUCCAGCAGUCCCUGCAUGUCCUGCAUGUGUGUGAAUGGAGUGACCACCUGCUCAGAGGUCUACUGUCUGUCCACCUGUCUAAACCAGAUCAGCGUGCCGGGCGAAUGCUGCCCAGUGUGUGCAGACUGUGUGUAUGAAGGCCGUGUGUACGGCCCUGGAGAGAGUUUCCACCCCUCUGAUGACCCCUGUCAGAUCUGCAUCUGUGAGGUGAUGCCAGACGGGGAACAGCACUUGCGCUGUUACAGGAAGCAGUGCCCAAGUCUGGUGGACUGUCCUAAACACAACAUCCUAUACAGUGGCUCUGACUCCUGCUGCCCUGUCUGUGCACAGCCCCUCAGUAACUGCACAGCUACACUGAUCGGUAAUGAAGUGUUGGCCACUGAUGAUCCGUGUUUUACCUGUCAGUGCAAGGAUUUGACGUGGACAUGUAUCCAUCGGGGCUGUGCUCCUCUCAGCUGCCCUCCGGCCGAUCAGCACACACCGCCGGAUUCCUGCUGCCCCGUCUGUGAUGAGUGUGUAUUAGAGGGCAACCAAACCCGCGUGUCAAACGGCCGGAGAUGGACAGACAAGGAGAACGAGUGUGUCACCUGCAUCUGCAAUCAAGGGCAUAUCGAGUGUGAUCUGCAGGAGUGUCCUCCUCUCGAUUGUCCGAAUGGAUCGAUCAAAGUGAAGAACCCUGGGAAGUGCUGUCCUGAGUGCACAGGCAUCAUAACUGUGGUUUACUCCAAAGACGCUCAUGCAGAGUGUGUGUACGAUGGUCAGCGGUACAACCACAAUGACCACUGGGAAGUGGACGAGUGUACGUCCUGCACCUGUGUGUAUGGAGAAGUGCACUGCCAGACCCAGAGAUGCCCAACGCUCACGUGUGCCUCGGAUGAAACGCCGGCUCUGGUUCCGGGAAUGUGUUGUCCUCACUGCAUUCCUCACCCUGCCACCUGCAUUGUGUUUGGAGACCCUCACUACCGAACGUUUGAUGGAAAGAUGGUGAACUUCCAGGGGAAGUGCACAUAUGUUCUGGCUCAGGACUGUGAGGGCGGAGACUUCAGUGUUCAUGUGUAUAAUGAGGACCGGGGACGUAAGGGAGUGUCUUGGACUAAAGAAGUGACCGUGUUUAUUGGAGAUAUUGUGGUACAGCUGUUUCAGGACUGGAUUGUCAAGGUUGAUUAUCAGCAAGUCUCUCUGCCGCUUCUUAAAGAACCGUAUGUUUACCUGGAGCGCAAGACCAACACCAUCCUCCUGAACACCAAUGUUGGGCUGAAGGUGUUGUGGAAUGGUCGUUCUCAUCUGGAAGUCAGUGUUCCUGGUACCUACAAGAAGCACAUGUGUGGUUUAUGCGGCAACUUCAAUAACUACCCUCAGGACGACAUGAAACUACGCAAUGGACAAAUCGCCAGCUCUGAAGCAGUGUUUGGAAACAACUGGAAGGUGGGCAGUGGAAAUCCAAGUGUUCAGUGUCCUGAUGCGAUAAACAUUCAACCGUGUAAAGAAGCAGGAUACUCGGCCCGUAAGACUGCGAACGCUCACUGCGCAGUGCUGAAGUCGCCCGUGUUUGAGCGCUGUCAUAAGCUGGUGCCACCUGAGAUGUUCUAUGCUUCGUGUGUGUAUGAUCUGUGUGCCUGCGGCUCCAAUAUAGACGAGUGUUUGUGUGACGUGUUGGAGGCUUACGCGUCUGAGUGCCGUGAGGCUGGAGUUAUCCUGCAGUGGAGGUCGCCGACACUCUGCGCCGUGGGCUGUCCGCUUGACCGUGGUUAUGUGUUUGAUGAAUGCGGGCCGCCGUGUCCUAAGACGUGUUUUAACAAAGACGUGCCACUUGGCGUGAUCGAGGCUCACUGCUUCAAACCCUGUGUGCCGGGAUGCCAGUGUCCCGCUGGCCUGGUGGAACACAACGCUCACUGCAUCGUCCCCGAGAAAUGCCCGAAAAUUAUCCAAGGCAAUCUCUGAGACCCACAAACUCUACCAAACAUCACGUGGAGUCAAACCAGCUAAAACUGAGAUCUGAUGAACCACAACAAGCUCUUUAAGUCAAAACAAAAUCAGAAUUUGCUUUAUUUCUUUUUAAUUCAUA